AUGAUUCGCAAACAAGCACGCCAAAGGCGGGAUUACCUGUACCGACGAGCGGUUCUUCUGCGGGAUGCCGAAAUCAGCGAGAAACGAGCUAAGCUGAGAGCCUCUCUCGCUUCGGGAAAGCCAUUGGACCCGACAAUCGCCAAUGACAAGUCCCUGAGGAAAGAUUACCAAUAUGAUGAAUCACGAGACCUUACUACGAACGAGCAGCUGGACUUGGACGACGAGUAUGCGCAACUAUCCGGUAUCGUUGACCCUCGAGUUCUCGUAACGACUUCUCGCGACCCCUCGGCCAGAUUAUCAGCCUUCGCAAAGGAAAUCAGACUUCUUCUGCCAACUUCAAUCCGAAUGAACCGUGGUAACCUCAUCUUACCCGAUCUCGUCAAGUCUGCCCAGUCUGCAGGCCUAUCCGACAUGCUUCUGCUUCACGAGCAUCGUGGUACACCAACGGCCUUGACAAUUUCCCACUUCCCCCACGGACCGACAGUUUCAUUCUCCCUACACAACGUUGUGCUCCGUCACGAUAUUCCUGGUAGCGUUCGAGGAACCGUGUCAGAGUCGUAUCCUCACCUCAUCUUCGAUGGCUUCACUACUCGCUUGGGAGAGCGAGUCGCUAAAGUCCUAAAGCACUUGUUCCCACCCAGAGAGCCAAUUACUAGCAAGAGCAAGAUUGGCAACCGAGUGGUGACAUUCAAGAAUAUCGACGACAGCAUUGAAGUCAGACACCACGUUUUCGUACGGACAGGCUACGAUAGCGUUGAGCUUGCUGAGGUUGGCCCCCGAAUGACGAUGAGAAUAUUCGAGAUCCGUGGCGGUACUCUUGAGAAUAAGGACGGGGAUGUUGAGUGGCAUCUAUCUCAAUACACACGAACGUCCAAGAAGAAGAAUUAUCUUUAA
Trichoderma aggressivum f. europaeum is the source of this 894-nucleotide messenger RNA. RefSeq lists its product as uncharacterized. Gene Ontology annotation, biological process: rRNA processing. The transcript is spliced from 2 exons. Gene Ontology annotation, molecular function: rRNA primary transcript binding; snoRNA binding. The coding region runs from base 1 to 894 and encodes 297 amino acids. The record is from RefSeq and is a predicted model, not a curated record. NCBI's taxonomy places the organism in Eukaryota, Fungi, Ascomycota, Sordariomycetes, Hypocreales, Hypocreaceae. Gene Ontology annotation, cellular component: small-subunit processome; nucleolus; Mpp10 complex.